AAUUGUGUGUCUGAUGAUCCAAAGAGAAAGAUAGUCCAUUUUUUUUCAAAACAUUUUCUACAAGACAAUAGUAUGGCAUAUUUUUAUUCUUCCCUUUUAUGGGUAUAAUCUGAAGUGGAAAGUUCAUUUCAUUUAAGUUUCAUUUCAAAGUCAUUUAGCUAUCCUCAUUGAAUAGAAAGCUUCUUCUCUCUCUGACAUUCAUUCGCGAAACUCUUCCCCUGUUGCUACUGCUUCUGCUGGUGCUACACCACCGAACCACUUCGCCGGGAAACCACACUUCAUUCGCGGAAGGUUUUAAAAGAUGGCUGAUGGGGAGGACAUUCAACCUCUUGUUGUUGAUAAUGGAACUGGAAUGGUCAAGGCUGGUUUUGCAGGUGAUGAUGCUCCCAGGGCUGUGUUCCCCAGUAUUAUUGGUCGACCGCGCCACACUGGUGUAAUGGUUGGGAUGGGUCAGAAGGAUGCCUACGUGGGUGAUGAAGCCCAAUCAAAAAGGGGUAUACUCACCUUGAAGUAUCCUAUAGAGCAUGGCAUAGUCAGCAACUGGGAUGAUAUGGAGAAGAUUUGGCAUCACACAUUUUACAACGAGCUUCGAGUUGCCCCUGAAGAACACCCCGUACUUCUUACUGAGGCACCACUCAAUCCCAAGGCCAACCGAGAGAAGAUGACCCAAAUUAUGUUUGAGACUUUUAAUGUGCCUGCUAUGUAUGUGGCAAUUCAGGCUGUCUUGUCUCUGUAUGCCAGUGGACGUACUACAGGUAUUGUGCUUGAUUCUGGUGAUGGUGUGAGUCACACGGUGCCCAUAUAUGAAGGUUAUGCUCUUCCUCACGCAAUUCUUCGGUUGGAUCUUGCUGGCCGUGACUUAACGGAGUACUUGGUGAAAAUUCUUACUGAGAGAGGAUACUCCUUCAGCACCUCUGCCGAAAAGGAAAUUGUCCGUGAUGUGAAGGAGAAAUUGGCAUAUGUGGCCCUUGAUUUUGAACAAGAAUUGGAGACUACCAAGAGUAGUUCUGCAGUAGAGAAGAGCUAUGAAUUGCCCGAUGGACAGGUCAUUACAAUUGGUUCUGAGAGAUUCCGUUGCCCUGAAGUACUGUUCCAGCCUUCUUUAAUUGGUAUGGAAGCUACUGGAAUUCAUGAAACGACAUACAGCUCCAUCAUGAAAUGUGAUGUUGAUAUUAGGAAGGAUCUGUAUGGAAACAUUGUGCUUAGUGGAGGGUCUACUAUGUUUCCCGGAAUUGCUGAUCGUAUGAGCAAGGAAAUCAGUGCUCUAGCACCAAGCAGCAUGAAAAUCAAGGUGGUUGCACCUCCCGAGAGGAAGUACAGUGUCUGGAUUGGUGGUUCUAUCUUGGCAUCACUAAGUACCUUCCAACAGAUGUGGAUCUCCAAGGGUGAAUAUGAUGAAUCUGGGCCAGCUAUAGUUCACCGGAAGUGCUUCUAAGAUGGGUCAUGAAGCUCUUAAUACUCCCAGUUCUGUGCCAUAUUUCCGUCAAGCUUGGUUGACUUGUUGGAUAUUUGAUGCUUUGGGUUUUUAAUAGGUAUAUCUAGUUAAUGAAUGGAUUUGUAAGUUGAGUAUGUUAUAUGUUUCCCCGUUAGGUCGUUGGAAGCCAGACUUUUUAUGCAGUUGGCGAUGGAUGGCAUUUGAACGUUGUAGGUUCCGCUUGGUUUGAUUUUCCUUUUAUUCUUUUUUUUAUGCUGUGGCAAAAAAAUUAGGUGCCUCGAGAUAGGAGGACGAUAAGUUUAAGCAUCCUUUUUGUUGGAGGGAUUUUUGAUUUAGUUUCUGUCGAUAUUAAUUAUAUGCUUAAUUGGUUAUGCUUGCA
Messenger RNA from Vigna angularis (adzuki bean), 1814 nucleotides. Its product is annotated as actin-7-like. The record is from RefSeq and is a predicted model, not a curated record. Bases 302 to 1435 code for a protein of 377 amino acids. The transcript is spliced from 5 exons. Lineage: Eukaryota; Viridiplantae; Streptophyta; Magnoliopsida; Fabales; Fabaceae.